Mangifera indica (mango) is the source of this 1609-nucleotide messenger RNA. Its product is annotated as protein trichome birefringence-like 39. Gene Ontology annotation, cellular component: Golgi apparatus. Gene Ontology annotation, molecular function: O-acetyltransferase activity. NCBI's taxonomy places the organism in Eukaryota, Viridiplantae, Streptophyta, Magnoliopsida, Sapindales, Anacardiaceae. The record is from RefSeq and is a predicted model, not a curated record.
CAGCAGAAAAAACAUAAACUAGACCAAUUUCCAAGCCUAUGCGAAAAUUCCAUGUGAAAAACAAAGUCUCCUUCUCACUCUCUCCUCUCCCGAUCUUUCUGUCAUCGUUUAAGUACCAGUCAGAUUAGACAGCUUUUCCUCAGUACUCUUCGUCUUUUUCUUCAAACAAAUUGUGGAUCGAAACCCCAGAUGGGGUUUCUAUUCAACGUCUUGUUUCUCUCUCUGUUGUUGUUAUUGAUAUUUCACCGUACAUCAAAAGCUGAGAACUUCAAUGCCUCCACCGAUAACAGUAAUAUAACAUCUUCCACAGCUAGAGAGCUUGCCAGUAGGUGCAAUAUUUUCCGGGGAAGGUGGGUUUAUGACUCUUCGUAUCCUCUUUACAGCCCUUCCAGCUGUCCCUUUAUAGAUCCAGAAUUCAAUUGUCAAAAGUAUGGUCGACCCGAUAACUCUUACCUCAAAUAUAGAUGGCAGCCCUUUUCUUGUAACAUUCCCAGGUUUAAUGGUGUGCAUUUCCUGGAGAAAUGGAGAGGGAAGAAGAUCAUGUUUGUGGGAGACUCACUGAGUUUGAACCAGUGGGAAUCGUUAAACUGUAUGAUUCAUGCAUGGGUGCCCAAUUCUAAGCACUCAUUCAUAAGCACAAACGGUCUAUCUUCAGUGACAUUUGAGGACUAUGGGGUGAAGAUAAUGUUAUAUCGAUCACCGUAUCUUGUGGACCUGGUGAGCGAAAAGAGGGGACGAGUGUUGAAGCUUGAUUCGAUAAGGAGUGGCAAUGCAUGGAAAGGCAUGGAUGUGCUCAUCUUCAAUACUUGGCAUUGGUGGACUCACACUGGAAGAUCCCAACCGUGGGAUUAUAUCCAAGAGGGAAACAAAUGGUACAAAGAUAUGAACCGGCUGGUGGCAUUUUACAAGGGGCUAACCACAUGGGCCAGAUGGGUCAACCUUAAUGUUGAUCCUUACAAAACCAAGGUUUUUUUCCAGGGGAUUUCUCCUACUCAUUACGAAGGCAGGGACUGGAACCAGCCAUCACAGUCAUGUUCGGGGCAGACUCAACCAUUUGUUGGGACAAGGUACCCAGCUGGGACACCGAUGGCGUCGGUGGUGGUGAGCAAAGUAUUCAGCAGGCUCAAGAAACCAGUGUAUUUACUUGACGUUACAGGGCUCUCUCAGUUAAGAAAAGAUGCUCCAUCGGCCUACGGUGGUGAGCAUGGUGGCACCGAUUGCAGCCAUUGGUGCCUUCCUGGUUUGCCAGAUACUUGGAACCAGCUCUUGUAUGCAGCAUUGUUUUAGUUGAAGGUAAUUUAGGCAAAAAAAAAUCUAUUGUUUUCCAGAAGCCUGGAAAUUUCUUUCCAUUUUUUCUCGUCAAGUUGGGGAAUAAAAGGGAUGAUGCUUCGACUGUAAAUUUAGAUUGAUUAUUUGGGCACAAAUUGUCCUGAAUUGAAGACAAUUCCCAAAAGUUCAAAAGCUAGCUUGGGAAUUGUUAGUGUUGUUUAAGAGCAUCUCCUCCGGCAAACUUGUAUGGAAUUAAUUGUUUGAUUGACACAAACUCUCUGUGACCAUGAAGAAAAUUGGACUAUUUAUACUGCUUUCAAAUAUACAAAAGCUUUUUUAG